Molecule: messenger RNA, 3878 nt
Organism: Manduca sexta (tobacco hornworm)
Lineage: Eukaryota; Metazoa; Arthropoda; Insecta; Lepidoptera; Sphingidae
Gene: Taf2
Product: transcription initiation factor TFIID subunit 2
Exons: 19
Coding region: 151-3816 (1221 amino acids)
Biological process (GO): transcription initiation at RNA polymerase II promoter
Cellular component (GO): transcription factor TFIID complex
Molecular function (GO): metallopeptidase activity; transcription cis-regulatory region binding; RNA polymerase II general transcription initiation factor activity
Source: RefSeq, a predicted model, not a curated record
UUUUGCAUUCAUUAAGACCGAAAUGAGAACUGAGAAGUCUCUGCCACUGUCAUUAUUUUUGUUUGGAUGUGGGUCAAAUAUUUUGGGAUGUUUAUGUUUUUUAAUAAAUUUCGUUAAUUAUAAUUAAAGUAAUAUAUAUGUGAUACAAUCAUGAAGAAGGAACGCACGGGCGACAAUUGUCGCCCAUUUAAAUUAGCCCAUCAAAUACUAAGUUUAACUGGUAUAAGCUUUGAAAGAAGAAGUAUAAUUGGCUUUGUAGAGCUUACAGUGGUGCCUCUAAAAGAUAACCUACGAUACAUACGGCUUAACGCGAAGCAGUCUCGUAUAUACCGGGUGUGUUUGAAUGACCAGUAUGAGGCCAACUUUCAGUAUUGUGAUCCAUUUUUGGAUAUUUGUCAAUCAGAUCCUAACACGAGAUCUUUGGAGUUGUUCUCCCAGUAUCACCUAGCAGCGGCACAGAAGAUUGACCCAGAUCACAAUUCAGGCGAGCUUCACAUACAAGUGCCUGAUGAAGCGGCACAUCUGGUUGGGGAAGGGAGAGGACUCCGUAUUGGCAUUGAAUUCUCCUUGGAGUCUCCUCAGGGAGGGAUGCACUUUGUUGUGCCUGAUGGGGAGGGCACUUUGGUGGAGAAAUCUGCUCACAUGUUCACAUAUGGACACUCAGCUCGGCUAUGGUUUCCAUGCGUGGACAGUUUCGCCGAGCCGUGUACUUGGAAACUUGAGUUCACAGUAGAUGAAAGCCUGACAGCUGUGUCAUGUGGAGAGCUAGUGGAUGUAGUGUACACUCCAGAUCAUAGACGGAAGACAUUCCACUAUCUGGUCAAUACACCUGCUUGCGCUCCUAACAUUGCUUUGGCUAUUGGGCCAUUUGAAACCUAUGUUGAUCCUCAUAUGAAUGAAGUGACACAUUAUUGUUUACCGAACUUGAUGCAAAUAUUGAAGAACACAGUGCGCUACUUACAUGAAGCUUUUGAGUUUUAUGAGGAGACAUUAUCUACUAGAUAUCCAUAUCCAUGUUACAAACAAGUGUUUGUAGAUGAGACGGAAGACGACGCUACCGCCUACACAACAAUGUCUAUCAUGAGCACACAUUUGCUCCAUUCAAUCGCUAUAAUAGACCAAACAUAUAUAAGCAGAAAGUGCAUGGCUCAAGCUGUAGCCGAGCAGUUUUUUGGCUGUUUCAUCACCAUGCAAAAUUGGUCUGACUUGUGGUUGGCUAAAGGUAUACCGGACUAUUUGUGCGGCCUGUACUCGAAAAAAUGCUUUGGUAACAAUGAGUAUAGGUACUGGAUACACCAGGAAUUGCAGGAGGUGGUUGGUUAUGAAGAACAAUACGGCGGCAUAGUGCUGGACCCGUGGCAGCCGCCCGCCAGCGGCGCCCGCGUAGAACCCAAAGACGUGUUCUACUUUCCCGUACGCAAUGUUCACACCAUGUCGCCACGGUAUAUUGAGAUAAUGCGGAAGAAAUCUCAUCUAGUUCUACGUAUGUUGGAACAAAGAAUUGGUCAAGAACUUUUGCUCCAAGUUUUUAACAAACAAUUGGCUUUGGCCACCAAUGCUGCCAACACUAAAAUCGGCAGUGGACUAUGGGGACAUCUCUUACUGUCCACAAAUUUAUUCGUGAAAGCCAUAUUCACAGUGACUGGAAAAGACAUGGCAGUGUUUGUGGAUCAGUGGGUGAGGACUGGUGGCCAUGCGAAGUUUCAGCUCACUUCUGUGUUCAAUAGAAAAAGAAAUACGGUAGAACUAGAGAUCCGUCAAGACUGCGUGCACGAACGCGGCAUAAGGAAAUACGUGGGUCCAUUACUGGUGCAACUACAGGAGUUGGACGGCACGUUCAAGCACACGCUGCAAAUAGAGAACACGGUGGUGCGAGCUGAUAUCACCUGCCACAGUAAAAGCAGGCGUAACAAGAAAAAGAAGAUUCCCCUGUGCACAGGAGAGGAAGUUGACAUGGACCUUUCGGCUAUGGAUGACUCGCCAAUUCUAUGGAUCCGGCUCGACCCCGAAAUGUCGCUUCUCCGAAGCACGGUUAUAUCGCAGCCUGACUACCAGUGGCAGUACCAGUUGAGGCACGAGCGUGACGUCACAGCUCAAAGCGAGGCUAUAGAUGCUUUACAUAAUUACCCGGAACCACCUACCAGGAAGGCGUUAACUGACACUAUAGAGAGCGAGCAGACAUAUUACAAGAUUAGGUGUAAAGCGGCGCAUUGUUUGACAAAGGUUGCUAAUGCAAUGAUCAGCUCAUGGGCGGGUCCGCCGGCGAUGUUGACGAUAUUCCGCAAAAUGUUUGGGUCGUCCUCGGCGCCGCACAUCAUCAAACAGAAUAAUUUUGACAAUUUGCAACAUUAUUUCUUGCAAAAAACUAUACCCGUCGCUAUGGCUGGUUUACGUAACAUACACGGUAUUUGUCCCCCGGAGGUGGUGAAGUUUCUUUUGGACUUGUUUAAAUACAAUGAUAAUUCCAAAAAUCAUUUCUCUGACAACUAUUACAAGGCAGCUUUGGUGGACGCAUUAGCAGCAACCAUUACCCCUGUUAUAUCAGUACUACAGCCUGGUGCUCCCAUAACCGCAGAUUCGCUGUCGGCGGACACUAGACUGGUUUUAGAGGAAAUAACUAGAGUCUUGAACUUAGAGAAGGUGUUGCCCUGUUAUAAAAAUACAAUAACAGUGAGUUGCUUGCGAGCCAUCCGUCGUUUGCAGCAAUGCGGCCAUUUGCCGAGCAUUCCGACUGUAUUCCGAGCGUACGCCCAGUAUGGACAAUAUAUUGAUGUGCGUCUGGCGGCGUUCGAAUGCCUGGUGGAGUUCGUGCGCGUGGACGGGCGGCCGGAGGACCUGUCGUCGCUGCUGACGGCGGUGGAGAGCGACCCGGACCCGGGCGUGCGGCACGGGCUGGCGCGCCUGCUCGUGCGCACGCCGCCCUUCGAGCGCGCGCAGCGGCAGCGCCUUGAUACAGAGGCCGUCGUGCACAGGCUCUGGAGCAACAUAAACAGUCUCCUAUCAAACGACGCGCGGUUGCGAUGUGACCUCGUUGAUCUCUACUACGCAUUGUACGGCUUAAAACGGCCAAUAUGCGUCCCACUGCCAGAAAUACAGGCAAUGAUGAAACAGAUGCACCACAAAGAGCGCGAGCGGCUAGAAAGAGAAAGGGAAAGGGAGCGGGAAAGAGAAAGAGAGAGGGAGAGAGGCCGGGAGAGAGAGAGACAAGCUGCUAUCGAAAUGCAGCCGGUGAUUAAGCAGGAGAUUGUUGAUAUGAAAUAUGAAACUGACAUAGUUCCAAUGACGGAUCCCGGGGUACCGCUACCCCCAGCUGUUGAUACGAAGAUAGAGGUACCCCUUGAGGACGUGUUGCCGGUACCCCUGUCCAGUAUAAAGGAGGAGGACGCCAAGGUCGACGUGACAUCAAUACAGACGGACAUGCCGAUACGCGUUUAUAGCCAGGAUGAUUCGAAACGCGAGUUCAUAUCGGACAACGCAGCACCGCUGCCUGGCAUACCGGGCACGUCUGGACCCAUCGGCUUCGAACCUGGCAUGUUCAAACACGAAAAAGACGAUUUGGGAGCUCCUAAGGCCAAGAAGAAGAAGAAGGAAAAGAAGAAGCACAAGCAUAAGCACAAACAUAAGCACAGCAGCAAAGAGAAAGGGUCCAAAGAUAAGGAGCAUAAGGAUAAAGACCGGUCUCUCAUCCCCCGACCUCCCUCAAGCACCGAACAUCUGAAAAUCAAAGAGGAGACUCGGGAAACACUCAGCUCGUUUAGUUCGAGUCAAAGUCCUUCAGAGGACAUUAGUUCGAUGCCUACGAACAUGAGUUUUUAAUACGCGGAAGAUAAUAAUAUGUAGAUUAAGGAAGAAUUUAAUAUUAAAUUUUAUGGAAAUAA